CGUCUUUGGUGUCCGGAGUCUUGUGCUGAAUUUUCUGGUGCACGUUUGGAGGAUUUGUUUGUUUGUUUCCUUAAAAUAAUAUGUGAGACUUUGUGUUUAAUUCUGGUGAGACGGGUUAGUCGCUAAUUAUUUUAAAAGCUCUGUAAAAACACAAUGGCGGCGGAAGAUACACCCUGCUCAGAGUUUAUAAACUGGGAGGUUGACUCUUCAGUUUGUAAUGGAUUCAAACACGAGAAGCAACUUUCUGCCCCACAAAGGAGAUACUACAGCUUCUGCAGGAGAAAGUCAUUUGCUGCCUUUGUGGCAUCCAAGAAGGACGGUAGUCACGAGGAAGGAAGCCCUUUGUGGUGCUGCUGCGGCCAGACGUUCAUCGAGCACGCCGCCAUUCACAAACACGUGGCCAGAGUGCACAAUGCUGAAAUACAGCAGCUCACACAGGACGAGUAUGAGCGUUUGUUGAGCCAACUGGAAGAAGAGCCCGAAGCAGCGCAGGUGCAGUUGAAUGAGCACAGUGGAGAAACGGUGGACGUCUCUGUGUGGAUUCCCGAUAUCAGCCACAUCUCUGAGGAGCAACUUAAAAACGGUCCAGGCAGGGUUCUGCUUUACUAUCACUACUGUCGCGUCGAGGAGCCACAUGUCAUCUGUGCUUGGCAGAAAGCUCUGUGUGAGAAACUCCACUUAACAGGCAAGGUGAGGGUGGCGACUGAAGGCAUCAACGGAACAGUUGGUGGCACCAACUUGGCCACUGACAUUUACAUGGAAGCAAUGCGUUCACAUCCACUGUUUGAGAUGGAUAAGGAGGAUUUUAAGACCAGUGACGGUGGCGCAGAGUGUUUUACAGAGUUGAAGGUUGGGGUCUACAAGGAGAUUGUACCAAUGGGAGUGGACCCUGAUGUUAUAUCUUACCAGCUGGCAGGAGUUCAUCUGGAGCCCGAAGAGUUUCAUAAAGAAGUGGAAGCUCUUCUGACUAAAGGAGAUUCAUGCAAUGACACCAUCCUCCUGGACUGCCGCAACUAUUAUGAGAGUAAAAUUGGGCAGUUCACUCAGUGCCUGGCGCCUAAUAUCCGUAAGUUCAGCUACUUCCCAGACUACGUGGACCAGAACCUUGAGCUGUUCAGAGACAAGAAGGUUCUGAUGUACUGCACAGGAGGGAUCCGCUGUGAGCGUGGCUCCGCCUACCUCCGCUUCAAAGAUGUGUGUAAGGAGGUUUACCAGCUGAAAGGUGGAAUUCAUAAGUACCUGGAGCGUUUCCCCGAGGGGUUCUAUCGUGGAAAGCUUUUUGUGUUUGAUGAACGCUACGCCAUCUCUUCAAACAGUGACAUCAUCUCAGAUUGCAGGUACUGCGGCCAUCCAUGGGACCAGUACAAGCUCUGCUCCACCCAGUACUGCUGCCAGCUGGUUCUGUCCUGUCCGAGCUGCAGACUGGACGGCCACACCGCUUGCUGCCCCACGUGCAUGACCAAAGGUCAGGCUCAGUCCGAGGAGACCUCACAUCAUAAAGAGGAGUGCGAGUGCACUGACGGACGCCCCAGAAUCCCUCAGGAUGUGUAAAAUGAUCAGACUUCAGUGCUUAAAAAUAACAUAAACAUAGUGUAAAAUGUGUGUGACAAAUUUUCAAAAUAGGAAAUUUUAUACUUAUGUAUGUGGGAAAUUAAGUCGGAUACAUUUUAACUAAUGAAAAUAUCUGCUGAACCUGUUUUUAUCAUGUGAAUAUUGUGAACAUUUUGUCACUAAUGAAAGCUCAACUUCAACUUAUUGUAUGUAUUAAUGUUUCUGUUUCGUACUUUUAAACUGUGACAAAUAUUUUGUCUCUUGUGUUUUCAAGCUGCUUAACAAACAGAUGCAUCAUUAUUUAGUGCUCCAUGUAUAACCAAGAUAUGCAUGCAUUACUAAGAUGCAUGCACAUUUGCUUUCCAAACUCUGGCUAGUGUAGCUUACUGAGAAUGCAGUUGUUGUUUAAAGAAACCACAAGCAGUAGUGCAUCUGUUUGCCUCGUGGCAGAAUGUCCCUUUAGCAUAUGUAAUAAUAGAUGCAUAUCAAAAACAGCUCCAAAGUAUGCAGUUACAUAAUAGGUUCAACAGGUCAUAGCAUCAAAGUUACAGCAACAGAAGCAGUAAAUGAAAGCAGUAACUAAAAUAAAGAGUAAAAUAAAGUUUUAAGAAAACAUGAUAUGACAGACAUGAAAGAGUGAGGUACCUGCCUGUUCUGGUAGGCCAGUCAAGCUGCACAGGGCUGGGCUGUGAGGACAUGUCUCACUAAAGGACGCUGGGCCCAAAUGAUGCUUGGGGAAUCUUUUUUUUCUAACAAUUUGGUCAGAAACAUGCAAAUCAAUAGCCAGAUGGAGGAGGCAUUCUUCAUCCUGUUCCUACUCAGACAAAGGAGCAGAUAUCGAUUCUACUGGGUAUGUAUGUGGACCUGUUCAGCUCUCCUCUCUAUAAAGGCCCAGUAUCUCAAGACUGGAACAGGAUGUAUCUACACUCUCAAGACUGUGCAAGGAGACAUAUCAUGUGUGGUUACGCUAUCAUUCCUUUCCAAAAAUAAACUAAAACCAUCAGCAGGAUAUACAGAAACAUCCACUACAGUAUAAUUUUCUCUCCAAAACCCCAAGCUGGAGAUGAUCUGAGACUAUGCUUUUCUUCUGUGUAAUACUAAUAUCUACCAGAAGUACUGAAUAUGUACUGACUGAGUACCACUGUUCAAAAAUUGAAUAAAGAAACAAACUAA
Molecule: messenger RNA, 2724 nt
Organism: Oreochromis niloticus (Nile tilapia)
Lineage: Eukaryota; Metazoa; Chordata; Actinopteri; Cichliformes; Cichlidae
Gene: tstd2
Product: thiosulfate sulfurtransferase like domain containing 2
Exons: 9
Coding region: 154-1551 (465 amino acids)
Source: RefSeq, a predicted model, not a curated record